UCUGUUCAUCAUCGGCCGCGAAUUGCGAACUUCCUUUUUGUUGAUAUGCUGAUCCUACUGCAUUAAAUCAACCAUAACACGCAUAUGUUCAUAACAUUAAGGCAGUAUGAACACAGAGCAGGCUGCUGAAACCCACUGUAGUGCAAAUCAGUGUCCAGUUUCGACACCGGAGGGGGGCGACUUGAAGGAAGGAGCACUGAAAAGAACUCCAUUCUCAAAGUUUAAGAGGGUACACUCCAACUUCAAAUCACCUCUUCAAGUAACUGACAGUGCUAAAGUUAGCCCUGCAGAGGAGGUAGCAGAGCUGAAGAGGAGAGGAGAGCAGCUGGAUACAGAGAUAGCACAGCUGGAGGCUGAGGGAUGCAGAGUAGAGGAGCUGGAGCAUCAUAUUGAUAUGCUGCAUGAAUACAAUGACAUUAAAGACAUUGGACAGUCACUUCUGGGCCGUAUUGCUGCUGUGAGGGGGACCACCACACGAGAUCUCUACAGCCAUUUUGGUCUGGAACUGGAUGACUGAAAAAAAUGUAUGAAAUUACAGUGGUGAGAAUGGUUCUUCAGACCAAGGGGGGAGGGGCUUAAAGGGACCUUAUGAUAAGAGUUUGGAUUUGGACUUAAGAUGUGACUGGAGCAACUGUGUUGACCUCAACCGGCAGACAAAGGUCUGCCCAUUUUCUUGGUGAUUUUGUGUUCACCUCUUUACCGAGACCGAUUUCAACAGUGGGAAUGAGCAGGAGAAUGACGCUGGUCCUGCAGGCAGACAUUAUAUGUAAGAGGCCAUCUACUCAAACUAUUAAUUUACUGGCGUUGUUUUGACAUUUGAGCCUGUGUAAAUAGAGUUUGGAUGAGGGUAUGCAGGAUGGCUGCAUGAAUGUUAAUUACUUUUCUGACUUUGGUUUGUUAUUUACAAAAUGGAGGGAAUUCUGGAGUGUUAACUUGAAGUGUAAAAUAAAAUGUACUAGCUCCUAGUAUAAUAUGCUUUGUAGGUUGACAGUAGCAUGUAAUAAAUAGCACUCAGACCACCACAGACAGUA
Messenger RNA from Perca fluviatilis (European perch), 1031 nucleotides. It is a transcript of the gene swi5, whose product is annotated as SWI5 homologous recombination repair protein. The record is from RefSeq and is a predicted model, not a curated record. Gene Ontology annotation, biological process: double-strand break repair via homologous recombination. NCBI's taxonomy places the organism in Eukaryota, Metazoa, Chordata, Actinopteri, Perciformes, Percidae. Bases 107 to 517 code for a protein of 136 amino acids. The transcript has 5 exons. Gene Ontology annotation, cellular component: Swi5-Swi2 complex; Swi5-Sfr1 complex.